UCUCUUUGUCAAUGUUAACGUAACUAGUCAGUCAUUUGGCCUUUUGUUCAACUUUCUUACACAAGCCACACAUUUUAUCCGUACUCACCUAACUCUCUCCACCUUACUUUCCAAUUUAUUUAUAUCACCUUCCCUUCUUCCCAUUACACCAAUCUCUCCUUAUUUAUUUUUUUCCUCUAUUUCACACACACCCUUUUUCCUCUUCAUAAAAAAACAUACAAUUUUCUAUCCCAAAUUACAAACCAAAAAAAAAAAGAAAAGACCAAGAAAAUGGCUAGUGUAGCUACUGUUGAAGCCCAAAAGGCAGAGAUAUCAUCUACUGUAAUUCCUCCUUCAAAUCAAAAUCAAUCAUCUGAAGAGCUGCAUGUAUUUAGAUCAAGAUUACCAGAUAUAGUCAUUUCUAAUGACAUCCCACUUCAUGUUUACUUGUUUGAAAAGUUGUCUGAGUUUCAAGAAAGGACAUGUCUUAUUGCUGGCAACACUGGACAAACUUUCACUUUUGGUGAAACUCAUUUCAUCUGCCAGAAAAUUGCUGCUGGCUUAACAAGUAUAGGCAUCAAGAAAGGAGAUGUCAUCAUGACUUUUCUCCAGAACUGCACGGAAUUCGUGUUUACUUUUCUGGCUGCUUCUAUGAUUGGCUCUGUCAUCACUACAGCUAAUCCGUUCUACACAAAAUCAGAGGCCUUUAAGCAGUUAAAAGCCUCUAAUGCAAAGUUGAUCGUCACACAAUCACAGUACGUGGAUAAAUUCCGCGAUCCUGUUGAGAAUGAUCCGAAGAUCAAUGAAGAUUUUUUGGUUGUCACAAUCGAUGAUCCGCCAGAGAACUGUCUGCAUUUCUCAGUACUUGCUGAAGCUAAUGCGGAUGACAUGCCAAAAGGAGUUGUUAUCCAACCUGAGGACCCCGUGGCUCUCCCGUUUUCGUCAGGGACCACGGGGUUGCCAAAAGGCGUGAUAUUAACUCACAAAAGUUUGAUCACUGGUGUGGCUCAAUUAGUCGAUGGUGACAACCCCAACCUUUACUUGAAGCACGAAGACGUUGUGUUGUGCGUGCUUCCUCUGUUCCACAUAUUCGCGCUGAAUUCGGUGCUUUUGGUCUCUCUUAGAGCCGGGGCUAGCGUGCUGUUGAUGCAAAAAUUUGAGAUAGGUACGCUGCUGGAGCUGAUACAAAAGCAUCGAGUUUCAGUCGCUGCUGUAGUUCCGCCCCUGGUUCUUGCAUUGGCCAAAAAUCCGAUGGUGGAUUCGUUCGAUUUGAGCUCGAUAAGGCUCGUGCUGUCCGGGGCCGCGCCGCUAGGGAAAGAGCUGGAGGAAGCUCUCCAUCGAAGAGUCCCGCAAGCCAUAUUCGGACAGGGAUAUGGUAUGACAGAGGCAGGACCAGUAGUAACAAUGUGUCUAUCAUUUGCAAAGCAACCUCUUUCAACCAAGUCAGGUUCAUGUGGGUCUGUGGUUCGAAAUGCGGACCUUAAGGUGGUCGACCCCGAAACCGGUGGCUCCCUUGACCGCAACCAACCCGGUGAAAUUUGCAUUCGCGGUUCUCAAAUCAUGAAAGGUUAUUUGAAUGAUGAUGAGGCCACUGCACGAACCAUUGACGUUGAUGGAUGGCUCCACACUGGCGAUAUAGGAUAUGUUGAUGACGAUGAUGAAAUAUACAUCGUCGAUAGAGUCAAAGAACUCAUCAAGUUCAAAGGUUUCCAGGUGCCACCAGCUGAGCUUGAGUCACUUCUAGUAAGCCAUCCAGAUAUUGCAGAUGCUGCUGUUGUGCCGCAAAAGGAUGAUGCUGCAGGGGAAGUGCCGGUUGCAUUUGUAGUCCGUUCGGCCCAAGGCUUUGAACUUACUGAAGAAGCUAUAAAGGAAUUUAUUGCCAAACAGGUGGUGUUCUAUAAGAAAUUGCACAAGGUGUAUUUUAUUCAUGCAAUUCCAAAGUCUCCAUCUGGAAAGAUACUGAGGAAAGAACUGAGAGCCAAACUGGCUGCAACUCACUCCUAAUUAUGCACUCUUCUGUAUUCAAUGACUAAUUAUGUGAAUGUUGUUCCACUUCUUCUUCUUCUUCUUCAUUUUAUUUUAUUCUCUUUUUGUGUAUGUGAAGUCUCUGGAUUCUUUGAAAGUAAAACUUUCUAGUUUAUAUAUUCAUGCACCAUUAUUUGUCAA
Messenger RNA from Capsicum annuum, 2145 nucleotides. RefSeq names its product 4-coumarate--CoA ligase 2. Gene Ontology annotation, molecular function: 4-coumarate-CoA ligase activity. The coding region runs from base 271 to 1983 and encodes 570 amino acids. The record is from RefSeq and is a predicted model, not a curated record. NCBI's taxonomy places the organism in Eukaryota, Viridiplantae, Streptophyta, Magnoliopsida, Solanales, Solanaceae. The transcript is spliced from 6 exons.